AUGCUGCAAUUGCAAUUCAUAUUUAUUCACCAUGCUCUAGUUACAUUUUUGCAUACACAUUUAACAAAAAGCUUUGGGCUAUCAUCGCUAAUCAAGUAUGUAGAAAAUAUCAGAAAAGAAAAUUUUAUCGAAUAUUGUCAAAUGAUAGAAAAUGAAUUUUUAUCGCUGAUGAGACAUAAUCUGAUUGCAUGUCUGGUGUCACCGUUAUUACUGCAUGACAUUAAACCUAGUUUGAGUUUGUGGGUCAAUUUCAAAAUUCGCAGUAUUUCUGUCCACGAGUUGUUCUUGCUAAUUAUUAGGAUUUCAGAGAAGUUUCAACUUCAUUAA
Clunio marinus is the source of this 327-nucleotide messenger RNA. The record is from the annotation of a GenBank genome assembly. Lineage: Eukaryota; Metazoa; Arthropoda; Insecta; Diptera; Chironomidae.